Molecule: messenger RNA, 1413 nt
Organism: Malania oleifera
Lineage: Eukaryota; Viridiplantae; Streptophyta; Magnoliopsida; Santalales; Ximeniaceae
Product: protein MAIN-LIKE 1-like
Exons: 5
Coding region: 1-1320 (439 amino acids)
Source: RefSeq, a predicted model, not a curated record
AUGUGCGAGCGUUUGUUAGGUGUCAUUCUUUCUGACAGUGAGUUGGUUGGUGCACGCAUCCGUAUGCGGUUCCUUGAGGGGGAUGCGUUUCGUGAGCUCCCGGCACAUGCAGAUGUUCAGACGAUAAGAUUUCCUUCAUUCGCGCCUACGCGGCGAGGUUUCCUGCAGAUUGAGAGGGGUCAGGACGGUCGUCCGGUUGAUCCUCUCCCACUCGCAUAUCGAUGGAGGGACGACUUGAGGGCAUUGAUGGUUGCGCUUCACACAUUGCCCUGGUACAGGUUCGAGUUGGACAUGCACCGGGAGCAUGAGUUUAUAUGGAUGCCCUACACGGAUAAGAUUUUAGCCGACAUGCCGCCUGCCUAUGCAGACGGGAGGGACUUGUGGGUAGCGCGAGUGCCACUCAUCUGCUUUCAUAUUAUUGAGUGGUAUCUCCCCGAUCGAGUCAUGCAACAGUUCGGGUUUCGACAGGUCAUUCCCGCCCCAUUUUUGACUUCGGGGGUAGAUAUUGUUGGGGACGAUCUCCACGGCAUGGAUGGGCGCGGUCAAGGGGUCACAGACUGGUCGAGUACGCACGCGAUAUUCGUCACUGCGUGGGAGCAUCGGCGAGACUACAUCGUACGAGGAGUGGCGGAGCAUAGUCCAAUGUGUCUAGAUGACCCAUACUUCACUUGGUAUAGGUCUAUCACACGCCGCUUCGUCGACAGGACCGCAGCUGCUGACAUAGUCAUUGAGGCAGACCAGAUCUCGUCGGAUCCUACGAUCCACCGAUUGAUGAGUGCUGCACUGGACCUCGUCCAGGAGGAUGGUCGACGGAUCCCAGAACGAGGAGGUCGACCUGAUGUACCAGCACGAGGAGGUCGACCAGCUCCAGUACGAGGAGGACGACAGGCCUCCUCUAGUCGUUUAGGGACUCCCAUGUCCUCCCCACCAGUCGUACAGGCCAAGUACUUGUUCGGCUCAUCAGCAUCUUAUGCGCCUUCCACUGCAGCUCAUAUUGCCGGACCAUCGAGCAGACCGACUGAUGCCCCAUCCGACUCUGCUGCUACCCCAUCCAUGUCAUUUUUAUUGGACGAUCUUUUCGAUGGGGUGGAGGUCGAUGCACCCCCUAUGCCGCCUCGUUCUCAUCCCGAGACAUCGUAUCAUUUCUCACCGCGUGCGCUCCGCAUGGCUGAUGAUGAUGAUGCAGCACCUAUUGGGGGAGAGGAUUCACAUCCAGCACGACGGGACAGGACACCUGAUGAUGCUGACGAGCAGGGAGAGGGUAGACGCAGACGGCAGCCACCACGACCCCGGAGACGACCUCGCUGUGGCACGAAGUAGUUUAGCAUUAUUUUAAUUGCAUUUUAUUUGUAUGUAUAUCAUUGAUUGUUUUGAUUUCAUUUGUAUAUAAUUGAUUAUUAUUUUUAAUUCUUU